UCGCCUUGGAUAAAUAGUGUGACCACAACAUUUCACAGCUGCUUUCUAAAGUUGCUUUUGAUGAAUAAUCGACAUACUACCACGAACAACAUAACUAAUCGAGCAUAAUAAUUAUCGGUCUUUCACUGGAUUCAACAGCAUCUCGCGAAUUGUUUUCAUUUAUUCAUUAUUCGUAACUACAAAUAAGAAGCAGCCAAAAUGGGUAAACGACAGCAUCAGAAGGAUAAAAUGUAUUUAACAUACACCGAGUGGAGCGAGUUUUAUGGUGGCAAAAAAACGGAAUCCUUGGAAAAUGAGCAUAUUAAAUUUAAACGUUUGCCAUUUGGUAAUUGUUGUAUAACCAUGGCACCCUUUGAGAUGCCAUAUUGUGAUCUCAAUGGCAAUGUCUUCGAGUACGAGGCCAUAUUGACGUUCCUCAAAAAGUUCAAAUUAAAUCCGAUAACUGGCCAAAAAAUAGAUUCAAAGUCCUUGAUUAAGCUGAACUUUCACAAGAACGCCAACGAUGAAUACCAUUGCCCAGCUCUGUUUAAGCCAUUCAGCAAAAACUCGCACAUCGUAGCCGUGGGAACUACGGGCAACGUUUACUGCUGGGAGGCGAUCGAUCAGCUGAACAUUAAGACCAAGAACUGGAAGGAUUUGAUUGAUGACACACCCUUCCAACGCAAGGAUAUAAUCACCAUACAGGAUCCGCAACAUUUGGAAAAGUAUGACAUAUCGAAAUUCUAUCAUAUUCGCAAAAAUCUACGAGUCCUCACCGAGGAAGAGCAGCUGGAACGCAAGGAUCCCCAGGGGCGCAUCAAAACAAUGAAUCUAGAAACGAAAGAGACGCUUGCCCAGCUGCAGAAAGACUACCAGCCAGCAGAGGAGAUUCCGUCCGGCUCGCGACGCACUGCGGACAAAUUUAAUGCCGCUCACUAUUCGACGGGCGCAGUUGCAGCCAGCUUUACGUCCACUGCUAUGAUGCCCGUGUCGCAGAUCGAGGCAGCCAUCAUUGACGAUGAUCUUGUCAAGUACGAACGGGUCAAGAAGAAGGGCUACGUGCGCCUCAAUACAAAUUUUGGUCCGCUCAACCUGGAAUUGUAUUGCGACCAAGCGCCUCGCACUUGCGACAAUUUCAUCAAACAUUGCGCAGAUGGUUAUUAUAACAAUGUCCUUUUCCAUCGAUCUAUAAGAAACUUCAUUAUACAAGGCGGUGAUCCUACAGGCACCGGUUCGGGUGGUAAAUCAAUUUGGGGUAAUAUGUUCGAGGACGAAUUCAAGCCGAAUUUGACGCACACAGGACGUGGUGUGCUCUCAAUGGCUAAUUCGGGGCCCAACACAAAUGGCUCCCAGUUCUUUAUUACUUAUCGCUCGUGCAAGCAGCUUGACGGGAAGCAUACGAUCUUUGGCAAACUGGUUGGCGGAUUGGAGACGCUGCAGAAAAUGGAGAAUAUCGAGGUGGACAACAAGGACAGACCCAUUGAAGAUAUCAUUAUAGAGAAUUCUCAGGUAUUUGUCAAUCCAUUCGAGGAAGCUGUCGAGCAGUUGGCCAAAGAGCGAGCAGAGGAAGCUGCCAGUAAACAGCUGGAGGCCACAAAGCUAGCGCAGCAAAAACGCCUAAACGAACCGCUCAAGGUUUAUCGCGAGGGUGUGGGCAAGUACCUUAAGCCAAGUGCACCUACAAAAGCAGAAUCCACCAAAGCCCCUGCAGCGAAAAAGAAAAAAACUGCUAAUGGCUUCAGCAAUUUCUCCAGUUGGUAG
This is a messenger RNA of Drosophila grimshawi, 1740 nucleotides long. Its product is annotated as RING-type E3 ubiquitin-protein ligase PPIL2. Bases 199 to 1740 code for a protein of 513 amino acids. Gene Ontology annotation, cellular component: catalytic step 2 spliceosome. The record is from RefSeq and is a predicted model, not a curated record. The transcript has 4 exons. NCBI's taxonomy places the organism in Eukaryota, Metazoa, Arthropoda, Insecta, Diptera, Drosophilidae. Gene Ontology annotation, biological process: protein polyubiquitination; protein folding; protein peptidyl-prolyl isomerization. Gene Ontology annotation, molecular function: ubiquitin-ubiquitin ligase activity; peptidyl-prolyl cis-trans isomerase activity.